Molecule: messenger RNA, 641 nt
Organism: Exaiptasia diaphana
Lineage: Eukaryota; Metazoa; Cnidaria; Anthozoa; Actiniaria; Aiptasiidae
Exons: 4
Coding region: 88-498 (136 amino acids)
Source: RefSeq, a predicted model, not a curated record
UGGCUUGCWGAUAAACUWUUUUUCUUGUCUCAAACUGCCCAUUAACUCAUUUAAUUYACAAAAMAAWUCCWAAAGAAGCAGCUAAGAAUGAGUAGAGAUGCUUUAGUYGCCGUCAGGGAACAACGAACCCAAAUCGGGAAUCUUGAUAUUACAAAGAAGACGGCAAUCGUUGCUACAAAUGAAGGGGUGAUAGCCUAUGAACAGAAUAUCAUUCAUCAGAGUCAACCUCUUCCUUACAGGGGAUAUGGCCGUCCCGCCAUCCCGGGUUCGUCUGUGUCACCAGCGAUUGCUUACAGACCUUCAACACCAGAACCUAAAAACUGCUGUGAUUACUGCUGCUGUGAAUGCGAUUCUAAUUUUGAAUGGUAUAACCUCGAAGGCAAAGGUUGCUUCAUGGUAAUUCUUCUUCUCUUGAUGUAUCUUGUUAUUGGUGCUGUUUGUCUGCCAUUUCUCAUCAUCUGUGGGUUCUUGUAUUGUAUUUGUAGAAAAGAUGACUAGUGAAAACCAAUCAUGUAAUAUUAUUUAGUAUCACUUUGACAAUGAAACUGAGCUUGCUCAGUACUUCGAGAGUAUUUUAUGAUAUAUUUCCCUUUUGAAGAAAUAAUUUUUGCUAUAAUAAAAUCUCAAAAAUACCUAUUGAA